AUGCCCAGUGUAUUUGAAGGAAUCACAAAAACUGUGGUCCAAGAGCUGGACUCUGGAGGGGAUAUGAUUGCUGUCAGAAGUGUCAUUGAUGCUGACAGAUUCAACUGCUUCUAUCUGGUGAGGGAAAAGAAAACUUUACUGGGACUCCAGUUCCACAAGACAGGCCUCACCCUGAAGGACAUCCUGGAGACAGAGGAGGGUGAAAAGCUGACUGAUGAGCUGGAUUCUGGGUCCUCAGGUCAAAGGACUGAAUUCCGAAUUUCGGACUGUGUGGACUCAAAGGCAGAGAUUAAGGUGAAAUUACCCAAAGCAAUAACAGUCACAGGGAUGGCUGGCAGGUCCCAGGAAACCCACGGGCAUGAAAUGAAGUUAUUGGUGAACCAGAUAUCCCAGCAACAGCUGGAGGCCCUUGGGAACAGGAAGCUGAAGAAGAAACUACCCCCAACCAUCAAGUCAAUUGGUGACAGGAAAGAAAACCUGUAUCUGGUAACAGAAGCUCUGGUGACGGCACAGGAGGCCACCCUAAAGAAUGAGCAGCAGUUUACAUUUUUGAGCCUGAUAGAUUGGAGCAAACUCAGCUUUAAGCACAAGCAUCAAACAUCGGUGACCAUCCCCUCCCAGUGUGUCUUGGGAUAUCGAAUCAGUCAGCUCGUCCUCAACACAAAGACCUCAACACUGGAGAUUUGUUUCCAUGACAAAAAAAAAUCCUUUCCAGAAGGUGAAGCUCUGAGUUUGGAAGAUCUCAGAAACAUGAAGGAAAAGGUGCAGGACUUGAUGGAUGGCCUCCAGGAUCUGACUAAGGAGGAGCGAACAGACAUGCGAAACUGCCUCACUAACUUCCUCAGCAAUGACCACCUGGAGGAUCUGGAGGAAAGAUUAAGGGUGUCCGAGGUUGUGAUCUCCGGUGAACUGCAGACGGAGGACCCAGCAAGUCCUCUCAUAGCCAGCCUUUUUAACGAUGCUGGGAUCUUGGUAGAGGCACGUGCAGAAGCUAUUCAGGAACUCCUGGAUGCCUUGAUGGAGCUGCCCGAAGAAUAUCAGCAGCUGGUGCUUGAGGGUCUGGAGAAGGGCAUACUGUCCUUGCUGGGACAGGUGGAGAGUGCCCUGGAGAACUGUAGCGAGCAGUACAGCAAUCCCCAUGACAUGGGCUGUGACUCUGAGACACAAUCCCUCUGUGCCCUCUAUGUUGCUCUCUCCAUCCUGCUACAGCUGGCUGAGAAGCCUACCUCCUAA
Molecule: messenger RNA, 1233 nt
Organism: Orycteropus afer afer
Lineage: Eukaryota; Metazoa; Chordata; Mammalia; Tubulidentata; Orycteropodidae
Source: RefSeq, a predicted model, not a curated record